UACAAUAUGCCCUGUUUUGUGCAAUCCAUUUCCUGAGUCACAAGGCUGAUGAAACCCAGCAAUGCAGCAGCAGUAUAUAUUGUGUUGAAGUUAACAAACAUGCAUGAAUGAGUGCAAUGCAGCAAGUCUCAAACUCAAAUUGCAAGAUAUGUCUUGCUUCCUGUAAAGGUCAAUCUUUAGAAUAUUCUUCAACAGCGCUAUAUCUCUCCCUAACCCACAACAUGUCUUCUAAUCCAUCAAAAAGUUUCUUCAUCUAUUAUCUUUUACCAAGUUCAUCCCAAAUUUGAGGCUCACUGCUCGCAUCUCGUCGACUUUUAUAGUGUGUAAGGGUAAGAAAUGGCUCCACAUUUGCUUCACGGGACGUUACAUGUAACUAUAUACGAAGCCGACGAAUUACAGGGUGGAUUCAAUUUUGGUUUAUGCAGCACGCGCUUUGUUUUGGUGUUUUCUCGUUAUGGUCCUCGGCUUUCAAGGCUGGUUGCCAUCCACAAAACAGGAGCAAAAAAUUCUUAUCACAAGUCAAGAGAUUUGUGCUCUGCCGCCCUGAGGUGGUCGGCUCCUCGCGGCUGUAUGCAACCAUCGACCUAGAAAGGGCCCGAGUCGGCAGAACACGAGUUAUCCAAAACGAGCCAUCCAAUCCCCGUUGGUACGAAGAAUUUCACAUAUACUGUGCUCACACCGUCUCCAGCAUCGUCUUCACCGUGAAAGACGACAACCCGAUCGGAGCCACCUUGAUCGGGCGGGCCUACCUGCCGGUGGAACAAAUCUUGGGUGGCCACAUGGUGGACAGGUGGAUGGACAUCCUAGACGAGGACCGCAAUCCCAUCCACGAAAGCUCCAAGAUCCACGUCAAACUGCUGUACGUCAGGGUCACUCAAGAAACCAACUGGUCGGGAGGCCUCAAGGCCCCAUCCUUUGCCGGCGUGCCUUACACCUUCUUCAGGCAGAGGCCCGGCGGUCGGGCCACCCUCUACCCGGACGCGCACGUGCCGGACGACAGCAUCACGAAAUAUCUUGAGUCGGAGGGGUAUUACAAGCCGGGUAGAUGCUGGGAGGAUAUAUUCGACGCCAUCACCAAUGCCAAGCACUUGAUAUACAUAACCGGCUGGUCUGUGUACACGAGGAUCACCCUGGUGCGGGACCCGCAGAGGAGGAGCCUCGAUGUGACUCUCGGCGACUUACUGAUAAAGAAGGCGAACGAAGGGGUGAACGUGUUGAUGCUCGUGUGGGACGACCGCACGUCCGUUCCGGAUUUCAAGAAAGACGGCCUAAUGGCGACCCAUGAUCAGGAGACAAAGGCGUUUUUCGACGGCACGAGGGUGCGGUGCGUGCUGUGCCCUCGUAAUCCGGAUGGUGGGGCCAGCAUCUUGCAGGGAUUCGAGGUUUCGACCAUGUUCACUCAUCAUCAGAAGACGAUCGUGGUCGACAGCCAACGGGCCUCCUCGGGAGGGACGAAGAGGCGCAUCGUCAGUUUCUUGGGUGGGAUCGACCUUUGCGACGGGCGUUACGACACGAGGGAUCACUCCCUUUUCCGGACGUUGGAUACGGUCCACCGGGACGAUUUCCAUCAGCCAAACUUCCCGGGCUCGUCCGUUGCUAAGGGCGGGCCGAGGGAGCCGUGGCACGACAUCCACUGCAGGGUCGAGGGGCCCGCUGCCUGGGACGUGCUCUACAAUUUCGAGCAAAGGUGGGUCAAGCAGGUGGGCAACAAGUUCAUAUUCUCAAUGAACGAGCUCGACAGGUUUAUUGUCCGCCCGGAAGAAGCUAUCUCCCCAGACGACCCUGAGAGGUGGUGCGUCCAGAUAUUCCGAUCGAUCGACGGUGGGGCUGCCGCCGGAUUCCCAGAGAAACCUGAGGAGGCAUCGGCGUUGGGGCUCGUGAGCGGGAAGGACAACGUGAUUGACCGGAGCAUACAGGAUGCAUACAUCCAUGCGAUUCGCCGGGCGAGGAACUUCAUAUAUAUUGAGAAUCAGUAUUUCAUAGGGAGCUCCUUCGACUGGAGGAGAAAGGCUGGUGACAGCAUCACGAUCGAGGACAUAAACGCACUGCACCUGGUGCCCAAGGAGCUGUCGCUCAAGAUUGCUAGUAAGAUACGUGCAGGGGAGAGGUUCACGGUGUACGUUGUGAUCCCGAUGUGGCCGGAGGGGAUACCGGAGAGCGGCUCGGUUCAGGCGAUCCUCGAGUGGCAGAGGAGGACGAUGGAGAUGAUGUAUGCCGAUAUUGCAAAGGCGUUGGGUGAGAAGGGGCUUCAGGGAGUGGAUCUCAGGGAGUAUCUCACCUUUUUCUGCCUUGGCAAUAGGGAGGUUAAGAAGACAGGAGAGUAUGAGCCGCCGGCUAGGCCUGAUCUGGAUACGGACUACCAUCGAGCUCAACAGUCAAGACGAUUUAUGAUAUAUGUUCAUUCCAAAAUGAUGAUCGUGGAUGACGAAUACAUAAUCAUCGGGUCAGCCAACAUCAAUCAAAGAUCGAUGGACGGUGCAAGGGACUCGGAGAUUGCAAUGGGUGGGUUCCAGCCAGGCCACCUGGCCAGCAACAAUGCAGCCAGGGGUCAAAUAUUCGGCCUCCGAAUGGCCCUAUGGAGCGAGCACCUUUUACGCGAGGAUGACACGUUUCUUGAUCCAGGGAGCCUUGAGUGCGUGCGGACUGUGAAUGCAAUUGCCGACGAGAAUUGGAACUUGUACUCGAGCGACACGUUUGAGGAGGAUCUUCCGGGCCAUCUUCUUAGCUAUCCCCUUCAUGUGUCGAGCAAUGGCGAGAUUGGGGUGCUCCCGGGGUUCGAGUUUUUCCCGGAUACGAAAGCACGAGUGCUGGGGACUAAAUCGGGGUAUCUUCCUCCCAUACUCACUACUUGAUGAGGGACUGGUGUGAUGAUGGUUGUUGGUUUGCUUCAAUCAUGGUGCAUUAAAAUUUCUAUUAACUUGUAAUUUAUGUCAUCUCUCCUUAUCGUCUUAUUAUUGUUUACUAGUACGUAGCCCGUGCGAUGC
Molecule: messenger RNA, 2984 nt
Organism: Striga asiatica
Lineage: Eukaryota; Viridiplantae; Streptophyta; Magnoliopsida; Lamiales; Orobanchaceae
Source: the annotation of a GenBank genome assembly